This is a messenger RNA of Amphiprion ocellaris (clown anemonefish), 2729 nucleotides long. RefSeq names its product heat shock transcription factor 2 binding protein (gene hsf2bp). The record is from RefSeq and is a predicted model, not a curated record. The transcript is spliced from 10 exons. NCBI's taxonomy places the organism in Eukaryota, Metazoa, Chordata, Actinopteri, Pomacentridae. Bases 838 to 1875 code for a protein of 345 amino acids. Gene Ontology annotation, cellular component: cytosol.
UCCGUUAAUCCUACCUGUCCGUAGUGAGCAGCCCAGUGGAUGGGGGUCCAUCCGUAGCGGGAGUCCUCCGCCGUCAGAUGAGCCCGGUUCGACAGCGACAGCAGCGCUCCGACGUCUCCAUCCCGGCAGGCUCGGUGGACGGGGAAACGGCGGACGAACACUUCAUCACCGGAGAAGUCUGGUUCCAGUCCCGCAGACAUGAGCGGCAGGUCGGGGUGCUUCUCAGCCGGUCCCGUUUCCGGUCCCGGUCCCAGAGCAGACUGAAGAGGUUCAAACACAAAGGAAGAGCAGAUAAGCUUGUCUUUACGGUAGGAGGGCAUCAUAAACCCGGACUGGAGUUUCACAGACGGCUAGGGAUGGCAUUACGAAACCCGGACUGGAGUCUCACUCACGGCUAAAGGUGGCAUUACAAAACCCGGACUGGAGUCUCACUCACGGCUAAAGGUGGCAUUACAAAACCCGGACUGGAGUUUCACAGACGGCUAGGGAUGGCAUUACAAAACCCGGACUGGAGUCUCACUCACGGCUAAAGGUGGCAUUACAAAACCCGGACUGGAGUCUCACUCACAGCUAAAGGUGGCAUUACAAAACCCGGACUGGAGUCUCACUCACGGCUAGGGGGGCGUCACAAAACCCGGACUGGGGUCUCACACACGGCUAGGUCAACAUCAGAAAACCCGGACUGGAAACUCAAGCCGCCGAGCUCCUGAGUUUUUACACGGUUUCUCCUAAAAACCGCGGAGGGAGAGUUAGAAAUUAUACUCAUUCAGAAACCCCAACAGUCUCACAGGAGUCACCUCCAGAAGCAGAAAAGACAUUAAACACACCGGCUGUAAGAUGGCAGCGUUAUUAGGUGGGAAGUCCCUGGUCAUGAAUCAUGGAUCAAAGGACGGUUUUGUCAGAGUGAGGAAAAGAGAUUUGGAGAAGUUAACCACAGAAGUCAUGCAGCUCAGGGAGUUCCUGCCCAGAGUUCUGAACAGGGAACUGAUUAAGAUGCUGCAAAAAGCUCGAACAAGUCAGACAAUGAAGGAACAUCUGGAGCAGAAACAGGAGCAGCUGAGACAGGAGAGGCUUCACCUUCAGGCCCGACUGGAUGCAGCUCAGAGGGAAUGUCAGAAGGAGAGAGAGGAGAAGCUGCUGUUGCGAGAGCAGCUGUGGCAGAGUGGAUCUGAGCUGCAGCAGCAGGCUGACUUCUGCUCUGAUCUGGGAUCAGCAGCCUGCAGCCUGCUGUGGAGCUGCUCUUCCAGGGAGGAGACAGUGACGCUGUGGCUGGCUGAUGGGAAGCUGCAGGCCUUCCUCACCGUCGCCGCUCAGACUCUGGAGAGCUUCGUCAGGUCUCUGGACGAAGACAUGAAGACUCAGACUGAGGACCACAACUCCCAUGAGCACCAGUUUGUGUUGGCGCUAGCUGGGACCAUUACCAACAUCGCAGCAGUCCCUUGUGGGCGGGACUUCCUGUCCAGCUCAGCGCACGUCUUAUUGGACACUCUGGUAAAGCUGCUGGAGCUCCUGAAGCCGGGCGUCUUCCCCAAACUCAAAGUGUUGAUGCUGAUGUCUCUGUAUAACGUGACCAUCAGCAUUAAAGGACUGAAACACAUCAGUGGGAACCAGAACCUGAUGUCUCUGAUCUGGACGCUGCUGGACGAUGGACACUGGGAGGUGAGUCUUCAUUCUCUGCGCCUCCUGCAGUCGGUGCUGUUGGAGGAGGAGGUUCUGCUCCCAUUGGGUUCCUCUCUGCUGGAUCCAGACCUCCAGGCUCGAGUCGUCCGGCUCACCUCCAGCGUCCAGCCCAGCCUCAGACUGGCAGCUCAGCAGACCCUGGAGGACCUGCAGGCCUUACAGCAGGGUCGAGGAUGUAAACAGAACAGAGUCUGAUGAGGAUUCUUCACCUCCAGCCGUCCUCUUUUAUUAGAUUCUCUUCAUGUGAUGACAGGAAAAGUUAAACGUGAUGAAAUGAGAAAAGACGUUUCUAUGUCUGAACUUUUCUCAGCUUUUCUACCAGCAUUGUUCACUGCUGGGCUUCCAGGUUUGUUCACAGCAUCAUGCUUGUCCCCUUUCAGCAUAAAAGCAGUAAUUCAGGUUUGUUCACACAUUAAAGAGGAUGUUUGGGCUCCUUCUGUGCUCCGUCUGUCCUCUUUGUUGGGUUUUAGAUGAAAACUGACAGCCAUAAUACAUAUAUAACACAAAACACUUCUAACAAACCCACACCUUUUUAGUCUUGAAGUUAGAUUCAGGUCCUCACAGAAGGGUUUUGGAUCUGAUUUUUCAUUUAGCUUGCAUGAAAGAAAAGUUAAUUAUGAAGUGCUGCAGCCUAAUUUAAUGCCAGAAGCUCGUAUCCAGCAUACAGUAUGAGUGAGAACAUGUCUGUGGAAUAUCACUUUAAGGUCAAAUAAUUACUGAUUCCAGUAACUGCAUUGACAGUCAGUUGAACAGUGAGGUUAUUACUCUUAUUUCAAACCUUUAUUUUUGAAGACACACUCAACCAUGCUCAGCUUAGAGGGUUCCAAACGUUCUGACAUUCUUUGGACAGUUUUUUUCAGCUGCUCUUUACUGGAGGGUUGUGUUCCCUAAAGGUGUUCUGCUGGAUUCAAACCAGGUGACAAACUAGGUCAUAUUUUCCGCUUUGUUCUUCUGGCGCUGUGCUUUGGGUGGUUAUCAUGAUGGGAUAUUCCUCCUCUGCCUGAGACUGGGAGUCAUCUUGUCUGGUAAUAUUUUAGUUUAUCCACAGA